CCCUGGAGCAGCAGUGAGGGGAGGGCUGUGCAGGCCGCGGAUUGCUCUGCUCCCUGCUCAGGACUGGGGAGCUUGGGGGUGAGACCUGUGCUAGCUGGAUCUGCGGGAUUACCUCGUCCGAGAAACAGAGAGAAGGUUACUGGAUCUAAGAAACUUCCAGGGAAUGUUCUAGAGACAAGCUGACUCUGUGACACACCUUUACCCGUCUCCUGCCACAUUCCCACAGGGCACAGGAGAAAGAUGAUGGGGACCAAAGCCUGGGCGUUCUCCUUCCUGGUUCUGGAAGUCACCUCUGUGUUGGGGAGGCAUACGAUGCUCACCCAAUCGGUGAGAAGAGUCCAGCCUGGGAAGAGGAUACCUGGCACCUUUGCCAAGCCUGCUGACCCCCUGGAGAGUCCUGGUGAGUGGACAGCAUGGUUCAACAUUGACCACCCAGGCGGGCAGGGCGACUAUGAGCGGCUGGAUGCCAUUCGCUUCUACUACGGGGAUCGUGUGUGUGCUCGUCCCCUUCGUCUAGAGGCCCGGACCACUGACUGGAUGCCCGCAGGCAGCACUGGCCAGGUGGUCCAUGGCAGUCCCCAUGAGGGCUUCUGGUGCCUCAACAGGGAGCAGCAGCCUGGCCAGAACUGCUCCAAUUACACCGUGCGCUUCCUCUGCCCACCAGGGUCUCUGCGCAGAGACACAGAGCACAUCUGGAGUCCCUGGUCCCCCUGGAGCAAGUGUUCAGCUGCUUGUGGUCACACUGGGGUCCAGACCCGCACACGCACCUGCUUGGCAGAGACUGUGUCACUGUGCAGUGAGGCUACUGAGGAGGGCCAGCUCUGUGUGAGCCAGCCCUGCACAGCCUGUGACCUGACCUGCCCCAUGGGCCAGGUAAAUGCUGACUGUGACACAUGUAUGUGCCAGGACUUCAUGCUUCAUGGGGCCAUCUCCCUCCCUGGGGGUGCCCCUGCUUCAGGGGCCAUCGUCUACCUGAUGACCAAGACACCUAAGAUGCUGACCCAGACAGACAGCAAUGGGAGGUUCCACGUCCCUGGCUUGUGCCCUGAUGGCAAAACUACCUUGAAGAUCAUGAAGACCAAGUUUGCCCCCAUCAUGCUCACAAUGCCCAAAACUAGCCUGAAGACAGCCACCAUCAAUGCAGAAUUUGUGAGGGCAGACAUGCCAUACAUCAUAAUGAACCCCGAGACAAAAGCCCGGAGAGCUGGUCAGACUGUGUCCCUGUGCUGCAAGGCCACAGGGAAGCCCAGUCCAGACAAGUAUUUCUGGUACCACAAUGACACAUUGCUGGAUCCCUCCCUUUAUAAGCACGAGAGCAAGCUGGUGCUGAGGAACCUGAAGCAAGACCAGGCUGGGGACUACUUUUGCAAGGCACAGAGUGACGCUGGGGCUGCAAAGUCCCAGGUUGCGCAGCUGACUGUCAUAGCACCCUAUGAGACUCCUUGCAACCCAACUCCUGAGAGUUACCUUAUCCGACUGCCCCACGAUUGCUUUCAGAAUGCCACCAAUUCCUUCUACUAUGAUGUGGGCCGCUGCCCUGUCAAGACCUGUGCAGGACAGCAGGAUAAUGGGGUCAGGUGCCGGGAUGCUGUGGAGAACUGUUGUGGCAUCUCCAAGACAGAAGAGAGGGAGAUCCAGUGCAGUGGGUACACGCUGCCCACCAAGGUGGCCACGGAGUGCAGCUGCCAGCGGUGUGCAGAGACACGGAGCAUCGUGCGUGGCCGCGUCAGUGCCGCUGAUGAUGGGGAACCCAUGCGCUUUGGCCACGUGUACAUGGGGAACAGCCGCGUGAGCAUGACUGGCUACAAAGGCACUUUCAGCCUCCAUGUCCCCCAGGACACUGAGAGGCUGGUGCUCACAUUCGUGGACAGGCUGCAGAAGUUUGUGAACACCACCAAAGUGUUGCCAUUCAACAGGAAGGGGAGUGCAGUGUUCCACGAGAUCAAGAUGCUACGACGCAAAGAGCCCAUCACCCUGGAAGCCAUGGAGACCAACAUUAUCCCCCUGGGAGAGGUGGUCGGCGAAGACCCUGUGGCUGAACUGGAGAUCCCAUCUAACAGUUUCUACAGGCAGAAUGGGGAGCCCUACACAGGAAAGGUGAAGGCCAGCGUGACUUCUGACCCCCGGAAUAUUUCCACGGCCACUGCUGCCCAGAGCGAUCUGAACUUCAUCAAUGAUGAAGGAGAUACCCUCCCCCUUCGGACAUAUGGCAUGUUCUCUGUGGACUUCACAGAUGACGCCAGCUCAGAACCACUUAAUGCUGGCAAGGUGAAGGUCCACCUUGAUUCGACCCAGGUCAAGAUGCCAGAGCAUAUACCCACGAUGAAACUCUGGUCACUCAACCCAGACACAGGGCUGUGGGAGGAGGAAGGGGAUUUCAAAUUUGAAAGUCAAAAGAGGAACAAAAGGGAAGAGAGAACCUUCCUGGUGGGCAACAUGGAGAUCCGUGAGAGAAGGCUCUUUAACCUGGAUGUCCCUGAAAGCAGAAGGUGCUUUGUCAAGGUGAGGGCCUACCGGAGUGAGAGGUUCUUGCCCAGUGAACAAAUCCAGGGGGUUGUGGUCUCUGUGAUCAACCUGGAGCCCAGAACUGGCUUUGCAUCCAACCCUAGGGCCUGGGGCCGCUUUGACAGUGUCAUCACAGGCCCCAAUGGGGCUUGUCUGCCUGCCUUCUGUGAUGACCAGUCCCCUGAUGCCUAUUCUGCCUACUUCUUGGCAAGCCUGGCUGGGGAGGAACUGGAGGCAGUGGAGUCUUCCCCUAAAUUCAACCCAAAUGCGAUUGGUGUCCCUCAGCCCUACCUCAACAAGCUCAAGUACCGUAGGACAGACCACGAGGACCCACGGGUUAAAAAGAUGGCAUUCCAGAUCACCAUGGCCAAGCCAAGGCCCAACUCAGCUGAGGAGAGCAAUGGGCCCAUCUACUCCUUUGAGAACCUCCGGGCUUGUGAAGAGGCACCACCCAGUGCGGCCCACUUCCGGUUCUACCAGAUUGAGGGGGAUAGGUAUGACUAUAACACAGUUCCCUUCAACGAAGAUGACCCCAUGAGCUGGACUGAAGACUACCUGGCAUGGUGGCCCAAGCCAAUGGAGUUCAGGGCCUGCUACAUCAAAGUGAAGAUCGUGGGUCCAUUGGAGGUGAAUGUCCGAUCCCGCAACAUGGGGGGCACCCACCGACAGACAGUGGGGAAGCUGUAUGGAAUCCGGGAUGUGAAGAGUACUCGGGACAGGGACCAGCCCAAUGUCUCAUCUGCCUGUCUGGAGUUCAAGUGCAGUGGGAUGCUCUAUGACCAGGACCGCGUGGACCGCACACUGGUGAAGGUCAUCCCCCAAGGCAGCUGCCGCCGAGCCAGCGUGAACCCCAUGCUACAUGAGUACCUGGUCAACCACCUACCACUAGCAGUCAACAACGACACCAGUGAGUACACCAUGUUAGCACCCCUGGACCCACUGGGUCACAACUAUGGCAUUUAUACUGUCACUGACCAGGACCCUCGCAUAGCCAAGGAGAUUGCACUUGGCCGGUGCUUUGAUGGCACGUCCGACGGGUCCUCCAGAAUCAUGAAGAGCAACGUGGGAGUAGCCCUCACCUUUAACUGUGUAGAGAGGCAGGUGGGCCGCCAGAGCGCCUUCCAAUACCUCCAAAGCACCACAGUCCGGUCCCCAGCUGCAGGCACUGUUCAAGGAAGAGUGCCCUCCAGAAGGCAGCAACGGGCAAGGAGGGGUGGCCAGCGUGGGCGUGGAGGAGUGGCCUCCCUGAGAUUUCCUGGAGUUGCUCAACAGCCUCUGAGCAACUAAGUCUCCAAGAUCUUCACACUCCUCUCCCCUGACCUCAUGUGACAGCCAUUGUGAGACUGAUGCACGACCUUGUUAAUUUAAACACAUCUGUUUUGGUGCAAUGUUCUUGUUUGUUUCUUCAUGCCUUACUUACUAUCUCUGUCCCAUGAUACCGAUUGGCCCAAUGCCCUCAAGAUGUCAAAAUAAAGCCCCGUUGUGGUUUUUGUUUUUUAAAGAAACACAAGAAAUUGGCCACUGAUUAAACUCUGCUCCUUUGUCCAUUUUGUGCCAGUAAUGCAACUAUUUCCUCGUCUUUUUGCAUGGUGUUGCCAGCUCUGUGAUCAUGAUAGUCUGAUGCUGAAGAUCCAAUAACCAAUAUAAAGCCUAUUUCCUGGCCCUGCACUGCAAGAUGUAAGCAAGGCCUUGUCACAGUUCAUACCUAUGAAUAGUGGUGAAAUAAAGAAAUAAACUAUAGUAU
Molecule: messenger RNA, 4249 nt
Organism: Castor canadensis (American beaver)
Lineage: Eukaryota; Metazoa; Chordata; Mammalia; Rodentia; Castoridae
Source: RefSeq, a predicted model, not a curated record